This is a messenger RNA of Fukomys damarensis (Damara mole-rat), 1167 nucleotides long. RefSeq names its product RAB20, member RAS oncogene family (gene Rab20). Gene Ontology annotation, cellular component: endomembrane system. The record is from RefSeq and is a predicted model, not a curated record. The annotation marks the transcript as partial. Gene Ontology annotation, biological process: intracellular protein transport. The transcript is spliced from 2 exons. Gene Ontology annotation, molecular function: GTP binding; GTPase activity. Lineage: Eukaryota; Metazoa; Chordata; Mammalia; Rodentia; Bathyergidae.
GGCGCGAGCGUGGGGAAGACCUCGCUGCUGCGGCGCUACACGGAGCGGCGCUUCCCCGACUCGGUUAGCACCGUGGGCGGCGCCUUCUACCUGAAGCCCUGGCGCGCGCUGCACCUGUCCAUCUGGGACACCGCAGGGCGGGAGCAGUUCCACGGCCUGGGUUCCAUGUACUGCCGGGGCGCGGCUGCCGUCAUCCUCACCUACGACGUGACGCACCCACAGAGCCUGGUGGAGCUGGAGGACAGGUUCCUGGGCCUGACCGACUCUGCCAACGAGGACUGCCUGUUCAUCAUCGUGGGCAACAAGGUGGACCUCACGGAUGAGGCCGGGGAGGCGGGUGGCGCCCGCACCGUGCCCAAGCAGGUGUUGCGGGAGGAUGCAGUGGCCCUGUACAAGAAGAUCCUCAGGUACAGAAUGCUGGACGAGAGGGACGUGCCAGCCGCCGAGCAGAUGUGCUUUGAGACCAGCGCCAAGACGGGGCACAACGUGGACCUGCUGUUCGAGACUGUGUUCGACAUGGUGGUGCCGAUGGUCGAGGGGCAGAAGGUGGAGGAGCCAGUGGGGACUGUGGACAUCACGAGCCACAAGCCCCCCACACGGACCAGACCUGGGUGCUGCUCUUCCUGAGAGGGGCACGGGGAAUCGGGGUGGCGCCAUCAAACCACGCACCGAGGGGACAGAGGGGUGGAGGUGACCGCGGGUCACAUAGUCACUGUCAUGGACAGCUGCGGAGCUGGGACACCCAUGCUGCCCUCCGGCCCCAGGGUGACUCUUGUCCUUGCACUGUGGAGCCCGUGGCCUGGCAGCUGUGUGGCCCCUGCCCGCGCCUGCAUGGUCACCGAGCUGGGCACCUUUGUGGCCUGCGGCUGCCCUCGUGUUUCUCCACCCCGACUCUCCCAGGUCCUUCCCCGGGCUCGGUGCCUCACGUAGCGAUUCUCCAUGUCUAUUUAUACAGUCAGGAAUGAUUUUAUAUUGGUGGAACCCGCGCAGGCCUCAUGUCUUAUUAAAAUAGAUUUUGGGAAAAGCCUGGUGUUGGGACUGCUGAUUUGCACCCAGAGACGCUGGUGUCUUUCUUUGAAGCUACAGAGGAGAAAAGGUGUCAGAUGUUAUCCUUGUAGUUCCUGUUUGAAGGCAGGGAAGGACUGGAAGAAUUCCUUUCCUUCCCUU